Messenger RNA from Punica granatum (pomegranate), 1745 nucleotides. NCBI's taxonomy places the organism in Eukaryota, Viridiplantae, Streptophyta, Magnoliopsida, Myrtales, Lythraceae. The record is from RefSeq and is a predicted model, not a curated record.
CUCACCACCUGUUCCCCCACCAAUAAGGCAGCCUAUGGUCAAAGGUGCAUGGAGAUCACCGACAAUCUACACAAUGACUUCGGCAUCCGAGAGUGACCUCGUCGAGGUCUCUUCGUUGGUUAGUCCUUAAAAUAACCCAAAUUAUCAAUCUCGACCCAAAAACCAUCAUAGUCGGACAGACAGCAAAACCUCAAACUCCGCCUCCUUCUCGACCGGCCCUUAAAUCUCUGUUGCUCCACGAGCCACGCCGUCGCCAUGUCCGACUCAACCACCGUGCCGCCUCUGCCAAAGAACAAGCCGAACCGGUGGCCCCUCACGUUUGCAACGAUCUUCCUGGUCCCCGUGUUAACCGCCCUUAUUGUCUACCACUAUGAGUCCUUUGACCCGGCCGAGUUGCCUGUCCACGAGAUCGUCGGUCGGCCCACUGUGGCAGCCCCGAGGGUCAACAGCCGCAUGCUGGACGGCUCAGAGAGGGUUGGCGAGGGAAAACUGCCUGGCCCGGAAGACAUAGCGUACGAUCACGAAUCGGGGCUCAUUUACACAGGCUGUAACGACGGGUGGGUCAAGCGAGUCAGGGUGAACGAUUCGACGGUGGAGGAGUGGGUGAACACCGGCGGCCGGCCUCUGGGGGUCGUACUUAGUCGGCAGGGAGAACUUAUAGUGGCUGAUACAGAAAAGGGACUUCUCAGAGUGAGCCAAAGUGGUUCAGUCGAACUGUUGACCGACGAGGCAGAGGGUGUGAAGUUCAAACUAACUGACGGCGUGGACGUCGCUGAAGAUGGGAUCAUAUACUUCACCGACGCUUCUUACAAGUAUCGCUUCGAAGAGCACAUCUGGGACAUUCUGGAGGGCAGGCCCUACGGGCGGUUUAUGAGCUUUGAUCCUAAGAACAGGCGGACCAAUAUUUUGGUCCGAGACCUCUACUUUGCCAACGGAGUGGCAGUCUCACCGAAGCAGGAUUUCGUGGUGUUCUGUGAAACUAUCUUGAGCAGGUGCCUAAGGUAUUACAUAAGUGGCAAGAAAAAUGGAACAGUCGAUAAGUUCAUCGAACUCCUACCUGGAGUUCCUGACAACAUUCGGUACGAUGGGGAAGGCCAUUUUUGGAUUGCAUUAUCCACGGAAGUUUCUCUUUCAUGGCAGUGGGCACUGAAAUAUCCGGUAAUCCGCAAAGGGCUCGCGAUCAUGGAGAAGUACCUGAAGCGACCGCACAUGGAGAAGAACGGCGGAGUAUUCGUGGUCGAUCUCAAAGGAAACCCAAUCGCACACUAUUAUGAUCCCAGGCUGUCUUUCCUAUCGGGUGCGGCUAAAAUAGGAAACUAUUUGUACUGUGGAUCCAUUGCUGUUCCUUAUAUUACCCGUCUUGACUUGACCUUACAUGGCGCCCAGUGAGCCCCAUGAGACCAAAGAACCUCGACGUGGGAAAAGAUAUUUGUUGAGUAUUAUUCAUUCACUUUGAACGAGUAAUAACCAAUUAGAAUGUUUAUAAGUGAGAAUUCGUGAGCCUCUUGUGGGCAAUUUCUCAUUUUCAAGCAUUCGGAUUGAAUAUUACAAAGCUAAAGUGGUUAAAUAAUACUCACCGGAUAUUUGCUUCUCAACAUGGUAAGUGAACACGAGUGAAAUUUCAAAGUAAUGCAUGGUGAGAGCAGAUAUAGUUGUAUGUAACAUCAGGAAUGCCUUGAACACUCGAGUGACUUUUGUAUAACCGUGUGCACGUAGAGCUAAUGAAGUCUUUGGAGGUAUAGUCA